AUGAAUAAGCAACAAUUGCAACGCCUUAAAAAACGCACAUCAUUUACGCCAUCGCAAACACUAGCAGCAAUCAAGAGGCAGCAACUACGUAAACAACAACAAAAACAACAUAAUAAGCUAAACAACAACCAAAUGAUUGUCGAUGUGAGCAACUACAAUAUAGCUGUCGUAGCACCAUCCUCAUCAGCAGCAUCAUCAGCAUCAGUAGCAGGAGCAGGAGCAGCAGCAGCAUCAAUAGUAGCAUCAUCAUCAUCAUCGGUAGAAGCGACAUUGUCAGCUUCAACAACAAUGUCAUAUAUCAAUAACAAAACUGAUGGAUCAUCAACUAAGGCACGAGUGGACAAUAAGCGCAGAGUGAAACGUGCUACUGAUGAGGCACAAAAGACAACAUACAAUAACACAAAGAAAUCGGUAAGAAUAUCUACAGCAACAGCAACAACAUCAACAACAAUAAGAGCAGAGAAGAAGAAUAAGUUAAAACAUACAACUAAGAAACAAAAAUCAAAUUUAUCACUGUCGAGCGAUAGGAAAUGGCAGAAAAAUAAAAAUAUGGCAACUGCUGAGAACAUUCUUAUUGGUAAUGGUGAAAAAAAAUAUCAUAAUAACCGUCGUAAAAACACGCAUAAACGUGAGGUAAGUCCGACAAGGGUAAUCCAUCAUUAUGAAAGAGAAACGGAAACGGAAGUUGAUGCAGCUAGAAUCGCAAAAAGAGAAACUGCAACUGCAGCAGUUGUCGUUAAGCACACAAAUGCAACAAAAAGAACAAGUAAACAUCUUGCAAAUGCAAAAACAUCAAUAAUAGCUGCACAAUAUGAAAGUCAACAACAGCAACACCAACAACACCAACAACAUCAGCAGUACAGUAAACCAGGACAACAUGAAGAAACAUUGCAGCAGCAACUUACAACUCAGCGAGAAUUUAAUGACUUUAGCAACAAGAACAAGAACAAGAACAAGAACAAGGACAACGAAUUACGAAAGCAACGAAAUGCAGACAAUGCCAAAAAGGACAAUUUAGAAAAAAUACGCAUACGUAAAUCAUUGACAAUGCAAAAUAAUAUGGAACGGCAUACCAUUGCCAGCAAAAACAAAAAUGGCAGCAAUAGCAAUAACAAUAAUGUUGCAAGCAAUAUAAAAAUACCGAAUGCACCUUUAAUAAGCAACAACAAUAACAAUAGCAAUAUGAAAGGACAAGAAAGUCAACAGGAACACAAACAACGAAAUACAAAAUCCAACGAAUUGAAUGUUGCUAAUAUUAAUAGUGCCAUUGUCAACAAUAUGCAGCAAACAAUAAAUGAUCUUAAUCAAAUAGAAGAUAUUGUUGCUAGCAAUAUUGUUGAUUCUGAAUCCGUCAACGACAUAUUCGAUAGCAAUUUUACCAAUAAUGAUGAGGAUAUUGAUGCUGAUAUUGAUGUUGAUGCUGAUGCUGAUGCAGAAGCUGACGCUGAAGCUGAAGCAGUAGCUGAAACUGAAACUGACAUGGAAGUUGAAAAUGAAGUAGAAGCUGAUUUAGAUGCUGACACAGAAACUGAUGAUGAUGAUGAUGAUGAUAAUGGUAUGGAGGAUGAAGAAAUUGAAGAUGAUGUUGCAUUAUUAAAUGCUUUGGAUGAUGCUGCAACAAUGCAGUCACACCAAGUGCAACAUCAGCAGCAACAACAACUACUAUUACAACAGCAGCAACAAGAGCAAUAUGUUCAAGAACCGCAUUUUGAUUAUUCACGCAUGGAAUACAGCUUUAGUAAUGGUGUAGCCACACAUAGUCUAAUCGGUGGCAAUAGUGUUGAUAUGGGUGAAGGCGGCAGCAUCAAUAUGGAAAAUAACGAUAAUAUCGUUUAUUCAACCAUGGAAUUGGAAUGUAUGCCCGGUUAUGAUGGUGGCUUGCAGCAGCAAUUCUUUUUAGAGGCAUAUGAUUCGAAAACAAAGAAAUUACGCUUAAAUACGACAAGCACGUACUCGGAUGUGCCCAUAUUCCGCAUUGAUUUAAGUGACCUAACAUCAAUGGAUUACUAUCCUGAUCCCAAUCCAGCACUGCAUCUCGUUGUCUACAGUGUUAAUCAAAAAGGGCGCUCAGAGCCAAUUGUGCUUGAGAACAUACCAAUUAAUGAGGCGGAAAAGCGCACAGAUGGACGCAUUGGUCUUUCCAUAUUACCACUGGCAGCACUGUUAACUGGCACACUUUUUACGGUUGGCAUCGCUGUGCUCUUCGUUGUUGUUGUAGCCGUGCGCAAACGACGCUGUCAAGGUGGACGCAGCAUGUGUGAUGACAAGGAUAAACAUUUGGGCAUGGACGUCACUGUUACAGCUCCAUUAGAAACCGGUGCUGGGCAUCAGCGUUUGGUUGUCGCCUACACACUUAAGCAAGGCAUUGAAAAACAACCGGAUAUAUUGAGCGCACAGAAGAGUGCAACCGGCAGCGCCACAUCAUCUCCGAUGGGCAGCCGGCCAAGUGGUCUUUACUGUGCUGCAAGCAGUGCGCCUGCUGUAGGCAAUAAUAUUGGAAUUGGUGGCAAUAAAUUAAACUUUUCUGGAGCAUCAACAUCAGAUUAUGACUCCUCGACAAUCAAUUACAAUGUAUCUCCUUCCAAUGAUCCACUACAACAACAACUCAACAGUCCGCCAUCGCAAUCGAGUACACUUAAGCUGACCAAUGAUUCACGUAAGAAUUUCCAAAACCUGCCUUUACUUUACGAUGCCCUGCCAAUGAAUCGCCAUGAUCCACUCAACUCAAACAUGAACUAUGCCGGCAGCAAUAGCACAUUAAGUUCGGGUGGUAGCGCUGGUAAUGCUUCCUUAACAAAUCAUGCCGCUUCCUCAUUACUACAAAAUAGUCUCGUCAACGGUCAUUACACAAAUCAUCAUACACUACCACAUCCAGCGACAACCCUGCAGCAUGCACAUGCUACACUACAGCACUUACCACCAUCAACAGCAGCUAAUGAACAGCUAAGCAUAGCCGACUAUUUAGCAGCAAGCAGCUUAAUAGACUACAAUCUGAGUAAGUCGACGACGGGCAUGUUGCCUGGCAACUGUAUCGGUGGUGGUAUGACACUGCCUAAAUCCUUAGGUAUGGGUUCCAUAUUAGGCAUUAACAGCAAUAACGCCAAUAACAUUGGUGGCACGCUUGGCACAAGCGCGGGUCAACAACAUGCAACCAACUUGAGCUCAGGCUCAGCAGCAACGAUUACACAGAAAACGAACGCUAGUCGCAAUCACAUAAUAACAGAUACGUUACCGGGUCCCGAGAGUUGUGUCUAAAUCCCAAGCUCUUGCUUUGAAACUAUAAGUGGGGGCGUGGCUGCAUGUUGACUAAAGACUGGUGCACAAAUUAAAUACUUGUUUAUAUAGAAGAAAAAAACUAAUAUUAAAGCUAAGUAAAUUUAGGUUAAUAACUAUUUAUGCAUUAUGGCAUAAUGAGAUACAUAUAUUUAAGGGUGUUUAA
Molecule: messenger RNA, 3439 nt
Organism: Teleopsis dalmanni
Lineage: Eukaryota; Metazoa; Arthropoda; Insecta; Diptera; Diopsidae
Exons: 6
Coding region: 1-3255 (1084 amino acids)
Source: RefSeq, a predicted model, not a curated record